Ambispora gerdemannii is the source of this 795-nucleotide messenger RNA. NCBI's taxonomy places the organism in Eukaryota, Fungi, Glomeromycota, Glomeromycetes, Archaeosporales, Ambisporaceae. The record is from the annotation of a GenBank genome assembly.
AUGUCAACCUUCUUUGAAUUGCCCGCAGAAGCUUGGACGCCUGACGUCAUUGAGUCUACUACUUCUCUGACAGCAGUACUCACAUUUUCGGCUGUAUUAAAGGAUCUUGAGCAACGUGCCAAUGCCAAGAUUAAAGAUCAUGGUGCUCAGCAGGCAACACAGUUUCUGACGUCCAGCUGGAAGACCAUUGGAAAUUUUGGCAAAGAUAAAGAAGAUAAUGACUUCUCAUACUAUCCGCAGGAUUCUGAUGCUUUUACGGAAAUAUUGAACAGCUGUAUGAACGGAUUGAGUGGUUGGUUGGCAUGGGGAAUGCUGUAUGAAGGUGCAGAACAUAGUCAGCUCUGUAUUGAGAAAGCGCGUGAUGUUAGUAUAGAAAAUGCAACCGAGAUUCUUGUCCACGUCGAUAAAGUACAAAAAGAAGAUUUGUUCAUAGCAGAAAUAAAAUUACCAGAUUAUCGCGGUCAGAAUGAUUUAUAUGACGACAAGGUCAAAUUAGCAAAUAUGAUGAUUGAUGAUGAUAUAGAAGACAAAGAUAUCUGUGGUUUCCUUGUGCAAGUACACCAAACGACAAGCAGUUUUAUUAGUGGCAACACUUUCCAAGCAACAUACCUUCCAGCCGGACGUCAGAAACUGUGCUGCCUGCUGAGCAUAAUGAUCUUUAAUCUUGGCAUUGGCACGUUGUCAAGAUCCUUUAAUACAGUCGAAAAUGUGAGUGCUGCUGUCAAAAUAGUGGACUCAAUAGCGUCAGACAUCCAAGCUUCUGCGGGUGAUUCAAAGAAGGUUGACAGUUUUUAA